AUGAAAUUCAAUCUUGACGCCUAUCUACGACGGAUCGGGCUACCGUGUCCGUCUCAGGAGCGGAUCUAUCAGGACGGCCAUCGACUACUGUGUGACAUCACAGCUGCGCAUUCUCGGGCUAUCCCAUUUGAGAACCUCGACAUUGUGCUUCGGCGCGGCUUCAUCUCCCUCGAAUGCGAGGACCUCGAGAGGAAGCUGGUAGCGGGCGGCCGCGGCGGAUACUGUUUUGAGAACAACCUUCUGCUCUGCCUCGCGCUCCGCUCUCUCGGCUUUGGCGCGACGCCAAUGCUUGCACGGGUCCGUUGGAACACGCCCCCGGACGAGCCGCAGCCGUUUGGCCACCUCGUGCUGGUGGUUUCACUCCCUCGGAUGCCCACGGCGGCCGCCGCCACGCUUGCCGCCGACCCGAGCUCCGCAGGAUGGCUCACGAUGCAGGCUGGCCGGUGCGACACAUUCCUUGUCGACGUCGGCUUCGCAGGCACAAACUCGAUUGCUCCGGUGGCUGCCGCGAGUGCAGAGGUGCAGCGGCUGCCAGAGGGUAACUUCAGGCUACUGCCAGAGCCCGCCGGCACCGGCAGCGCUGACUCCGGCGCACAGCCGUCCUGCCAGCUGCAGCUGCCGCCGCUGAGAGCCGCGCAGUUUGCACUGCAGCGGCAGGUGCGAGGAUGCUGGCGCGACCUGUAUGUGGUGCGGAACGAGCCGGCUUGCGACGCCGACAUUGCCCAGGCCAACUGGUACAACUGCACCCACCCUGACGCGCGUUUUGUCUCCUCCUUCUUCGUCUCGCGCGUGGGCGGCGACGAGCGGCACCACAUCGUCAAUGGCGCCCACUGCUGCGGCCGCCAGAGAGACAGGCGGCCGCACCUGCGUCGGCUAACGAGGAUCUUGCUCUUUACUAGGUUCAUACAUCUACCGACACAAAGACGGCACGCUCGAGGAGGAGGAGCUAACCACGCGGCUACGCCUGCUGCGACUGCUCACUACGGUCUUUGGCAUCCGGCUGCCAGAGGAGACGAUCGGCAUCGACCGAUUUCUGGAGCCGGCGACCGACGCAGACUGAGACACGUGUUCCCAGGCCAGGUUGACGUGUUCCCAGGUUGACAUGUGCAGGUUGACGAUACGCAACACACAUGAGGGGCCGUUUCGCGUUUCCCGCCUUUCCCCGAUUUGCCAUUUUCCGUUCCCCCCCGAGGCCGAGCCCCGUUAGCGUUACGACCAGUUUUGCAUGC
Emiliania huxleyi CCMP1516 is the source of this 1229-nucleotide messenger RNA. RefSeq lists its product as hypothetical. Lineage: Eukaryota; Haptophyta; Isochrysidales; Noelaerhabdaceae. The transcript is spliced from 5 exons. Gene Ontology annotation, molecular function: acetyltransferase activity. Bases 1 to 1101 code for a protein of 366 amino acids. The record is from RefSeq and is a predicted model, not a curated record.